This is a messenger RNA of Suillus subalutaceus, 426 nucleotides long. RefSeq lists its product as uncharacterized. The annotation marks the transcript as partial. The record is from RefSeq and is a predicted model, not a curated record. The transcript is spliced from 2 exons. Lineage: Eukaryota; Fungi; Basidiomycota; Agaricomycetes; Boletales; Suillaceae.
GAGCCACACAACAGAAACGUCUUAACUCUGCUUAGUAUGUGCAGAAGCUGGCAUGCCCUGGCAAAGCUGCGCAUGCAUACCAAUGAGACACUUAACCUCCUUGAUGUUGCAACCGCUACCCUGGGAAAGCAGCUUCGCCAUUUCCAGAAAAUUACCUGCUUGGCUUUCAAGACUCACGAACUGAAGCGGGAAGCAGAGCGUCGCCAGCGCCAGAAGUUAAGGAACCUAGUUGGCAGCAGAGAGGCAGUGGCGACUGAGUCAACGCCUCACACAGUUUGGCGACCAAAGACAUUUAAUCUACAAACCUACAAGCUCCACGCCCUGGGUGAUUAUUCCACUGCUAUACGUAACUUUGGCACGACUGACUCAUACAGCACUGAGCUGGGAGAGCUAGAACACUGCACCUCAAAGGCAAGGUAUCGUUGA